GGCGAUGCUGGACUGGACGCCAUCGUGCGCCGGUACGUGGCGCGGCUGACGCUCAAGGGCUCGUCGUGCGCCAGGCAGGCGCCGCUGCUGCCCGAGAGCCUCGCCGCGGGCGUGUGCCUGGGGAUCAACCGCCGCGGCCCCGAGUGCGAGGCCGGGCUCCUGGGCGCCGCGGCCGCGGGCAGCGCGCGGGGUGGCGGAGGCAGCGUCUGCGUGCUCGCGGUGCGCGAGACGUCGCUGGUGCACUACACCAAGAGGCCGGGCGCCGUCGCGAGGGGCUCGGGCGCUGGCGCUGCGUCCGCCGCCGCACGCGACGCUGCCGCGGCGCUGCCGGGGGGCCCGCCCCCCGUGGAGGAGAAGUACUGGAAGCGCCGCUUCAACUACUUCUCCCGCUUCGACGAGGGGGUCCGCAUGGACGUGGCGGCCUGGUUCGAGGUGACGCCCGAGAGCGUGUCGCGGCACAUUGCGGACAGGAUGCCCUACGGCCUCGUCGUGGACGGCACGUGUGGCGUCGGCGGCAAUGCCAUCCAGUUCGCCCUGAGCUCGCAGCGUGUGGUUGCAGUUGACAUAGAUGCGAGCAGGCUCGAGGAUGCCGCUCACAAUGCCUGUGUGUAUGGCGUGCAGGACCGCAUCGAGUUCGUGCACGAUGACUUCAUCCACUGGGCGGAGACUUACCAGGGGCCGACCGUGGACGCCGUCUUCCUCUCGCCCCCCUGGGGAGGCCCGGCGCACCUGGACUGCGAGUGCUUCUCGCUCCGGGACGUCGAGUGCCCAGACAUCGUGCGCAUGUUCGCCGCUGCGGCGUCAGUGAGCCGCCGGGUUGCCCUGUACCUCCCCCGGCACCAGGACCUGCUGGAGAUAGUGACCCUGGCGUCCUCGUUCGGCUUCUCGGCCGUGGAGGUGGAGAAGAUCUUCUUCCAGUACCCGACGCCGCACCUCAAGCUCUGCAUCGUCUGGUUCACGCCCGAGGCCGCGCUGGUGCCGCCGCCGCCGCCCACGGCGGCCAAGGUCGUGGGGCCCGCCACGCAGAGGCGAGCGGCGCGAGGCGACGCGGAGAGCGCGCCGCAGCCGCUGGCCUGCCGCGCCGCGCUGGCCUGGCUCUUCAGCGACCUGCCU
This is a messenger RNA of Prorocentrum cordatum, 1113 nucleotides long. The record is from the annotation of a GenBank genome assembly. NCBI's taxonomy places the organism in Eukaryota, Dinophyceae, Prorocentrales, Prorocentraceae.